Linum trigynum is the source of this 2285-nucleotide messenger RNA. The record is from the annotation of a GenBank genome assembly. NCBI's taxonomy places the organism in Eukaryota, Viridiplantae, Streptophyta, Magnoliopsida, Malpighiales, Linaceae.
CCAAUCUCUCUCUUGUUCCUCGAUAGCUCCUUCCCCGCAAACCCUAAAAUCACACGGCGCCAACUCAUCCCCGGUCCCAUUUCGUAUCGCGCUUUCGCCCACGAUACCGGGACUUGAAUCAGCUGGAGACUGGUUUCCAAUUUUGUUUUCGCCUGGAAAAAAAUUCGGUGUAUUUCAGCGAUGGGUCUGAUCAGGAAGGCAGGAGGCGUGGCGCCUCUGAAGAAACGCGCGAGGACGACGGAUACAGAUGAGAAACGAACGAUUCCGGAAUCGAAAUCGAUAGCUGCUGCAUCGGCUUCACUCGCCGCGAUAUGGAGGUCAUACGAGCGUACCGAGGGCAGGUUGGAAGCCUUGUCCCGCAGUCUGGGCUACGUAUGCCCAAUCGGGCCAUUCAGACGGGCGGUGGUUUAUCCAUCUCCGGCCGCGCUAGUGGCUACGCAUGAUUCCGUGUCGGAAAUGGAGAGGGCUUUGGAGCACAUGGAGAGGAGAUUGGAAGCCUUGUGCCGCAUCAAUGGCUGCGCACGCCCAGUGGCGCCCAGGGGUUAGUUGCUUUUCACGAGGUAGUUUUCCUUCUCUUUUACUUUCAGCUGUAGUGUAUAGGGAUUGUUAGUUGUUGUUGAAUGUCUAGAUGAUCUUAAGAUUGGAAUGUGAGACAUUGUAGAUUUAGGGGUGGAUGCAAUAUGAGAAUGAAUGCUUGAAAGUAUAGCCAUUUGUGUUUGAUGGUUGCAUGAAUUGUGGGAUCGAUAGUGAGCUGUUUUCGAACUCAAGAGAAUAGUAGCAGCCUAAUGUGAGAUUUUGAGCCAAAAGAUUUGAUGAUGUCUUGUUCUGUGCCGUGCUGGUUUGGUUUGCCUUGUAAACUAGAACUUGCAUGAUACUGUCUCAAGAUGGUAAUUUUAAGAGAAUGUUGAUCGAUUUUAAUGGAUGGACAUAAACAGCAGCAGAAUAAUGUGGGGCGGUAUUGCUUGCAUUGUAAGUCCAGAACUUGCAUGAUUCUAUACCUGAAGUAGUAAUAGGCAGUUAAAGCUGAUAGGGGCAAUUAGGAUCACCAUGUAACUAUAUGGUAUGGCUGUUAUCCCCUUUUGAGCCUUAAACUUUCUUCCGAAUUCAUCACAUUCAACUACAUACCCCGUAAGUGUAUUGACCAUUCGGAAUCUAUCUUCACAAGCAUGUAGUUUUAGGUCGAUUAAUUUGAUCAAUCAUUAAGGUUAGAGUUGCCGUGCAUCUUUAUUAUUUGUUAAUUUGACAUGCUGCUGAAGGUUUAUUGAGAUAAUGAUAGUGGUAACAACAACAGAGAAGUCAGCUUUCAUGUAGUGCAGUGGCUGCUACUGUUGCAGUUGUAUCCUCUGCCCAGUGCCCCCUGCAUUCCUGGCAAUUGUGGAAGUUUAGAGGAGGAAGGACAAAAGGCUGGGGAAGGCUCAUAUCUUCUGGGGAAGAUUGGAAAGGGGACAAGAAGAAACUUUCUUUUCUCCUUUAUUUCCUGUAAGAUAGCUGUUUAAUAUAGAUAAAUUAUGUUCCCUUGGAUGAUAAACUAAAUCUCAAUUUUCUAGGACUUUGGGCAAUGUAGCAACGGAUAGGUCUAUCUAUGCUCUGUUUUCCUAUUUAUGUGUAGAAUUCAUAAUGCUUUGCGUUGAUUGACCACUUUCACAUCAAAAUUGCAGUUUUCUUGGCUAAUACAUCGAGAGAAAUCCCGGUAACUGAGCACCCUUACAAUUGUCACAAUUGUCGACCCAAGUGAGAGUGAAGUGAGGAAGUUAGUUAAUUCGACCUUUACACGGUUAGUUCUCUCAUUAAUGGUAGUAUGGAAGUAGAGGGUAUAUUCGUUCUGAGUUGGAAGUUACUGCUUUUCACCUGAAUGAAGUGGUGUCGUCUCUAGCCAUCGUCAUUGCACAGCAGAGUGUCUCUGCUCUUAUUCAAUUUGCAAGGAAGGGGUGAGUAUGUGUACAGCAAAGCUCGAAAAGAAAGGCGUAGUAUGUAUACAGUAAGCUUGAGGCUUGACGAGAAACCAUAGGGACAAGAAUCAUAAAGGUUAGCAAAAUCAUGGACGAAAGUUAAGAUCAUGAUCUUGCUGUAUUAACUCCCCUAGAAGCAGCACUGAAGGAGAAGAAACUAGCCACAAUAUCAAAAGGUAUACGUGUUACAAGUUGGAAAUUUUACUGCUUUUCACCUGAGUUUAAGUGGUUUCGUCUCGAGCCAUUCCCAUGGCAAAACAGAGUCUGCUCAUAUCGGAUGUCCGCGAAGGGACAGAGUCUGCUCAUAUCAAUUUGCAAUAAAGGCGUGAUAUGUGU